AUGAUUGAGCAAAAUCAGAAGCCUGAUAAUGCUACAUAUAGCGCAUUGAUGGAUGGGUACUGUUUACAAGGCCGAAUGGAUGAAGCAAAGAUAGUUUUUGAUAAAAUGGCUGCUAGCGGCCUUAAUCCUGAUGUUCAAAGCCAUAGUAUAUUGAUCAAUGGUUAUAUGAAGAAAAUGAAAGGUUUAUUUAGUGUCGGGAGGUAUCUUACAGCAAUCGAAGCUUUCGAUGAGAUGCGAGCUGCUGGCUUAAAACCUAAUUUUCACACUUACUGUGUUUUGUUGAAUGGUUUAUGCAAGAAUUCACAUGUUGAGGAAGCACUUCAAUUUUUGCACAAGAUGGAAGUUGAUGGAGUAGAUUGUCAUAUAACAAUGUACAACAUCGUCCUUGAUGGAUUAUGCAAAUGUGGGAAGCUUGACAGCGCCCGGCAUCUUUUCUAUAGUCUCUCUUCUAAAGGAUUGGAUCCUAAUGUUCCAACAUAUAACACGAUGAUAAAUGGCCUCUUUUCAGAAGGUUUCCUAGAGGAAGCCAAAGAGUUUAUUAAGAAAAUGGAAGAAAAUGGCUGCACUUCAAAUCUAAUUACAUUUAAUAUUAUUGUUCAAGGACUUCUUAAGGCUGGCGAAUUUAAUGAUGCAGUGGUUUAUUUUGAUGAAAUGGAUAGGAGAGGAUUCUCGCUGCAUUUGUCUACUUUUUCACUUUUACUAGAUUCAUACAGAGAUAGGGGAAAUGAUCCCUCUAUUUUUAAGAUAAUUGAGAAGUUUGCUCAAAAAAUGGGUAAUGGAAGUCUAAAUAAUGGAGAAGGGGGAUCUUAUUCUUAA
Messenger RNA from Coffea eugenioides, 816 nucleotides. RefSeq names its product pentatricopeptide repeat-containing protein At3g22470, mitochondrial-like. NCBI's taxonomy places the organism in Eukaryota, Viridiplantae, Streptophyta, Magnoliopsida, Gentianales, Rubiaceae. Gene Ontology annotation, molecular function: protein binding. The transcript is spliced from 2 exons. Bases 1 to 816 code for a protein of 271 amino acids. The record is from RefSeq and is a predicted model, not a curated record.